Molecule: messenger RNA, 636 nt
Organism: Bacillus rossius redtenbacheri
Lineage: Eukaryota; Metazoa; Arthropoda; Insecta; Phasmatodea; Bacillidae
Product: mitotic-spindle organizing protein 1-like
Exons: 2
Coding region: 125-364 (79 amino acids)
Biological process (GO): microtubule nucleation by interphase microtubule organizing center; gamma-tubulin complex localization; mitotic spindle assembly
Cellular component (GO): spindle; centrosome; gamma-tubulin ring complex
Source: RefSeq, a predicted model, not a curated record
UUUCCGGUCUUUAUGAUAUAUGGGCGUUGGUUGUAGGAGUGUGUUAUUUUUUUUUUUUUUAAAUUGGUUAAUUGUUUACUUUUGUGAGAAGCUAGUGCUUAAAAAUUGAAUAACUACCUUAGGGAUGCCGGAGUGCGGUGGCCAGCCCGAGCUGCAGAAGAGCCAGUUGUUGGAGGCGAAGGAGGCGUUCCAGAAGCUGACGGAGAUCUCUGCGCUGCUCAACACGGGGCUGUCGCCGGAGGUGCUCGCGCACUGCGUCCGGCUGUGCGAGGCGGGCGUGAAUCCGGAGGUCCUGGCGCAGAUCCUGCUCGAGAUUCGCAAGGAGCUGUCCGCCAUCGGGUCUGGCUAUGAUGCGCCGGAGUGAACUCGCUUCCAGUCGACGAGCGAUUGAACUAAGAUUCACAUCAAUGAUGCAGAUGCAACUCUGUUCGAGACGAGGCGAGACUUCAGCGAACAUUUAUACGUUUGAUUGUUGAGUAUUCAUAUGAAACUAACAAAACAAACUCAAACAGACUGUGUGCACAGUAAGAUGUAUCUUUAAAUCACAUUGAAUUACGUGUUUCUACCAGAAAAUUUGCUAUGGUGUAAAAUAGAAGGUACCUAAUAAUAUUCUGAAUUAAAACACAUUUUUCUUAA